Molecule: messenger RNA, 1062 nt
Organism: Symbiodinium natans
Lineage: Eukaryota; Dinophyceae; Suessiales; Symbiodiniaceae
Source: the annotation of a GenBank genome assembly
AUGCCCUCAAGAACCAUGCGCGUGUCAGCUGGUUUAUUCAGCUCAGUCUUGGCGCUGGGACUGGGAGCUUCAAUGCUUCCGAGCAGUUUUGUUGGGCCAAUCCGCCCACCUGCAGGCACGAACCUGGGAACUCAAAGAGCUCCUGGGCAAAGAUUUGCAGACUCAGCGGGUCCAGCGGGACCAGUGUUGGGGCUUGCCAUGGCCCUUGUCAUUGCUGGCAUCUCUACGACGCGAUCACAGCCUCAGCGGCAUCGAAUCGUGCAACUGCGGGCAGAACCGGAAGCUAAAGAGGAGGUGGCCGAUGCGCCAGCUGAUGCAGCUGACGCCGAAGCCCAGGAAGAGUCGCCAGAUGCGGCCGGUGACGAAGAAGAAGCAGCAGAAGACGACGAAGAGGAAGCAGCUGCAGAAGAGAAGAAGCCCGCGAAAUGGAAAUGUCUUGAUUGUGGCAGCAUGAAUUUCGCAGCCAGCACAGAGUGUGAGAAGUGCGGCGCUGCCAAGCCCUCGCCUGAAGAAGCCCAGAUGGUUCAAGAGAGGGACCAGGCAAAGGACGAUGUUGCAAAGGUCAUGGACGGCUUUCUCAGAAUGCAGGCAGACUUGCAGAACUACCGCAGAAGCCAUGAUGAGGCAAUGGCUCGCGCAAGAGAUCUUGGCAAAGUGGAUGCUCUGAAGAAACUCCUGCCAAUUAACGAUGAUAUUGAAGCUGCUGUAUCUGAUCCUGGAGGCAUGGAUGACAAGGACAAGGCAAUAUUUGAUUCCUACUCCCUCCUCUUUCGGAAAGUUGGUGACGUUUGGACGAAGUUUGGAGUGAAUACGCUGACAGCUGCGGCAGGUGACAAGUAUGAUGAGAAAUCUCAUGAAGUCGUGGAGGAGCGGGAACCUACGGGUGAUCAAGCGCCAGGCGCCAUUAUCGAGGUUGUGAAGCCCGGUUUCUCCUGCGACAGCAAAGUUGUGAUUCCCCCUCAGGUAAUCAUUGCUGCCUCGUCUGCCAAUGCUCCUGAAGAGGAGGCCGAGCAGGCUGAAGAGACUGAAGAGGCUCCCGAAGAGGCCGAAGCUGCUGCCUGA